Molecule: messenger RNA, 1230 nt
Organism: Trichosporon asahii var. asahii CBS 2479
Lineage: Eukaryota; Fungi; Basidiomycota; Tremellomycetes; Trichosporonales; Trichosporonaceae
Exons: 2
Coding region: 1-1230 (409 amino acids)
Source: RefSeq, a predicted model, not a curated record
AUGUCGGUGAGGACCGGGUCGGAGAACGACUCGGGCCCUGACGACUCUGCAAGUGAAUCCACUGGGUCUUCAAGCUCGCCCAUAGCUAUUGCAGGCUCCUCCAGACAUGGCAGUGCGCUCCUCCCCGACCCUCCAACUCCGUCUCCGCAACGCUGCACAGCAACUUCUCCCUACCGCACCCCACCGACCUCGUCCAGUCCCCCUCCGGCGAACCACGGGGACGGACCGUUCACGGGAUUGGUGUUUGGUGUUUUGCCCGACCAGUGGGAACCAGAAAUCUUGAUGGAGGCUCAACGCAUGAUUGUACUCGGUGGGGGCAAGGUGCGAAGGCCCGGUGCGCGCGUCCAACCUCCGCCGGAACUUUUGUUGCUGCCGCUCAUAUACGAGCAGCGCACACCGGGCGGUUCGCUCAUAACCCCGCUUCCAGCCGGCUGGAACAAUCUCAAGUUUGUCGUCACUCCCUGGAUCGUGUCCUGUCAUCAGCUUUGGCGACGGAUCGGCUAUGAGCGGCCUAUACUGCUAGGGUUGGAUCCGUCGAUCAUGAUGCCGUCUGGUCCUGCGGUCACGACCUCGACGACCGCGUUGGGUUACAGGCACUCGGCAGCAAACCUGAUGGAGGAAAUGAUGCGGUUACGAGAGAGGCACGCAGCGGAGGUCGCCGCUUUGCAUGAACAGCUCCAGCUCCAGCAAGUGGAGCUUGAUAAAAGGAGGACUUCGUCAGCGGCUCUGGCGGAGGAGAUAACAGAAAACCUGAAAGGGUUUCUCAGGGUGGAGCUUGAACGGCAAAUUCAGGCAACCGAUACCGAUAACUUUGGUCGAUACGCCGUCAAAAAACCUUCCUCGACUAAUGUCAAGAACGACAUUGACUCUCUUGAUCAGCUUUCCCUGCUGCCGCCGACCCCAGAAACAGCCGGGUGCUCUCGCCUCUCCAAAACGUGCGAGAACAGGAUGCCCCGGGCUCCAACUUCUGCCGACCCGAGCCCGACGUCACUGGAGGACAAGAGUGUGGCUCUGACUGCCGACAUCUCCGCUUUCUUCGCUCAAACAGAGAGCUGCUACCAAACCUCGUCAACCUCAUCAGUGGACCGCGCUGAGAGAACAUUGAGCGGCAUUCGACGCAUUCUCUUCCCGUCUCAGCCUUCGAAGAAGCGAGCAUCAGAGUCAGAAGAAUCCCCUCAGCCCAUCAAGAAGCUCAAGUCUCGUCCGUAUUGGUACCGUAUUUUCGGAUAG